UAAACCGGAUUGCUGGGGUCAACGUGGCCUUCCCAAGCAUUGCUUCGUGCAGCUGCAAGUCUGCAACAGAACAUGUUUGCUUAGUUUUGCUCGCAAGCCGAAUCUUUUGUUGAUUUCUGACUAUCUGAUCCCCUCAAUCACUUCGUCAAUAUGUUGUGAUUCUAUUCUCAACAGUCAACAGUUUUGUUAACUAUUAUCAGAAGACUUGGCAACAAAUGUCGUCCUGGCUGAGAUCUGUAGUGAGUUAUGCUGACUCCGUCGUUCAACACGCCGGCCAAGCUGUUGCCGAGGGCGCCAAAAUCCUGGAAGAUAGCAUUGCUGGUCAAAAUUUUAAAAGUGUCAAGAAGACAGUUGAGAGAUUGGAAGAAGCUGCUAUUUACUAUCAGGGCCCUGAAAGAGUACAGUUGCUAAGAAGAUGGUUAGCUUUGCUUAAAGAGAUUGAGGAAAUGUCUAUGACUUUGGCUGAAGAUAAAGAGAAGACCCUUGAGCGGCACUUUGCAGUUGACAAAGCCAAGGAGAAUUUGAGGAAACCAUCUAUGGUUUUGUAUUAUGAUGCUGAUGUUGGAGGUGAACCAUUAAAUUUCCGAGAUAUUUUUGUUCAAAGUCAGGCUUUGGAGGGUGUUACAUUAUCAAUGAUUCUUAAAGUUCCUAAUGAGGAAGAGGUUUCUGUUCUCCUAGAGAUCUUUAGGCUUUGUCUUGCUGGGGGAAAAGAUGCUCAUAAUGCCAUAGUUAGAAGCAUUCAAAAUCUAGCAACAACAUUUUCAAACUAUCAAGAUGAAGUAUUGAUGAAGCGGGAGGAAUUGCUUCAGUUUGCACAAGGUGCCAUUACUGGGUUGAAAAUCAAUGCUGAUAUUGCAAGAAUAGAUGCUGAAUCCUCUAAACUUAGGAGAAAGCUUAUCCAGAUGGAAACUUCACAGCUACCUUCAAAUGAAGGGCACAAGGCAGCUGAAGAAACGAUAAAGGCAUCAAAAGUUGCCCUUUCUCAGAUUCGAAUUUGUUCCAGACUUGAAGAACUAUUGCAGAAGAAAAAAGUAUUUCACGUUGGAGAAUCUCCAGAGAUUUAUUCCCAAAAGGUUGACAAGUUGAAGGUGCUGUUGGAAUCUCUAGCCAUAUCUACUGCAAAAGCUGAAAAGCGUAUUUCAGAUAACAGACUACAAAAAGAGGAGGCAUUAAAAGUUCGUGAGUCCAAAGCCAUCGAAGCUAAUGGAAAAGAAAAGGAAAUAGCUGCUGAGAUCUUAGAGCUCCAACGGAGAAAAGAUGAUCUUGAAGCUGAAUUGAAAAAGGUUAAUACUUCUUUGGCUGCUGCUCAAGCGCGAUUAUUGGAUGCAAGAGAGGAGAAGGACCAAUUUGAAGAAGCAAACAGUCAAAUAAUUGAACAUUUGAAAACAAAGGAAGAUGAACUUUCAAAAUCAAUUACCUCAUGUAAGUUAGAAGCAAAUGUUCUGAAAAUCUGGAUUAGAUUUCUUGAAGAUAGUUGGGAUUUCCAGCGAUCAAAUGCAGAAAUUAAUGAGAAGCAGGUCAAUGGUGAACUGGAGAGGCACAGGGACUAUUUCGUAAACUUGGCCAUUCAACUUCUUACUGCUUACAAGAAAGAAUUGGAGCCUUGGGUCACCCGUAUUGGGACUUUUGUGGAGAACCUGAAAAAUUUAAGUCACGGCAGGUCAGAGAUGCCAUCCCAUGCAGUUAAUGAGGAUUCUAAUCUAUUAAGUCCAAGGAAAAGUCUUGAGCAGGAAUAUUUGGCUUAUGAAACUAAGAUUAUAACCACCUUCAGUGUAGUGGAUAGCAUGAAACGGUAUUUUGAUGCUCAGCAGGGAAAAAGUUCCAGGAAUGAUGAAGAACAUGUUAGAGAGCUUUUUGAUGCUAUCAAAAAGUUAAGGUCACAAUUUGAUUCUAUUGAGAGGCCCUAUUUAGAAAUCGAGAGCCUAGGUGGCAAGGCCGAAAUGUCGCCUCAAAGGAAACAGCAGGACAGGACAUUAGCUACAGCUCAAGUUACUGAGCUUCCAAACACACAGAAAGAUGAAGAGCCAAAAUCAACUGCAGCCAAGGAUGAUCAGGAUCAGAACCAUGAAGCUGAAUUGACAAAGCUGGAAUCUGAGUCUGGAAAGCUUGAUCAAGAUUUCUCAACAGAGGAAAUUGGUGGGUGGGAUUUUGAUGAGCUUGAAAAAGAAUUGGAGCAUGCUAAUUCAGCUUCCAGAAGUUAGGUCUAUGAUCUAUCUAUUCCAAAUUCAUGCUUGCUGCGGAUUCAUGAAGCACUGGUGCUUCAAGAUCAGAGUUAUAGUAUGUCUGUCUGAUACAUGACUUCAACUUUUAUAAUUGUGUUUUAACAUUACAUGUUUUGUGGUUUCACCAUCUUGGUACUGUGUCAUGUUCUGUAUAUCCUUAGUUGCUAAUUUAGUAAUGUAACGAGGUCAUGGAUGAUACAAGAUGAAAAUGUAAAGCUGUAGCUAAACCAUCAAUGGAGCUGCUGGAUCAAAUUGUUACGGCAUUUGUAAAUAGUGUAAGUAGGAUACUCACAAAAUAGUCACA
This is a messenger RNA of Prosopis cineraria, 2526 nucleotides long. RefSeq lists its product as uncharacterized. The record is from RefSeq and is a predicted model, not a curated record. NCBI's taxonomy places the organism in Eukaryota, Viridiplantae, Streptophyta, Magnoliopsida, Fabales, Fabaceae. The transcript is spliced from 19 exons. Bases 216 to 2201 code for a protein of 661 amino acids.